UCAGAGUCCAACCAAACUGAAUUGCGCUUCCAAGUUACAACAGGUUUGCACGAGGUACUUAGGCAGUUAACUUGAUCUCCUACUCCCUCUACGUAAGCUUGAGAAGAUGGCCGACGCAGACGAAGAUGGCAUGUUGCGACCUUCCUCCGUGGAUCCCUCCUCCAGCAUCGAUCACGACGUCUCUGACGAGACUCAAGAUUUCCGCUUCCUGAACAACGUCUCUUUCUUUUCCGAUCCUACCCAGCAAACCCUGCCGCGCCGUGGAGAAAAGGACUUUGAACCAAACCCUACCCUUCACCAAGCAGACACGCUUGCGGCAUCCCGGGAUGCUAUGCACAAUGCACUCGUCUUUCCCCGGCUGCAUAAUCCCAGGAAUAAAGUUGUGGGCAUCUUCUGUCCAGAUGGGAUCCUGGAACCCGUAACGCCACGGCCGGAUCAAGCAUUAACAGAGACGGAUGCUGAGAUCGGAUUUCCAGAAGGCGAGGACGAGGGUAAUUUGAGCGCUCCAACUAAGCAGGAUGUGGACAGGCAGGUCUACCGACCCCGCGGGGCUGACCUUUGCGUGUGUGUCCCGAAUCCUCGUGGCCAAUAUUUCAGAGCAAUGGGCCAAGCAGAUCAGUUCAAUAGAAUGUGGCUGUUGCCGGAAGAAGCGUUAUACCUUUUGGAACGCGGAAGUAUGGACAUUAGAUGGCCACUAGAAUCGUUCGAGAGCAAAGGAAUGAUUGAUGCCGCAGAUGCUAUGGAGCAAGGUGUUCCGAUGAGUUUGCAAGCAGCCUAUGCGUGCUUUAUUGGACGUGGAGGAUUGUCCAUAGAACGUUAUACCGUAUACGCGGGAUUAAAAAGAGGUGGAUAUGUCGUUAUUCGUGCAGAAGGGUGGGAAGAGAACAAUUCUGGAAUACCGGAAACCGCGGAGACUGACCAGGGAAUGGAGGAUGUAUCCACUGAACCACAGCCGGGUCUUUUAGGACGCUUAUCGCGCCUUUUCUACUCUAUUAUCAAUUCACAAUCGGCAUGUUCUACCGCCCAUGGGCCGGUGAUAGGCUUGGGAAUUUACAGAAGUUACAACGACAUCUAUCGUGCCCUCUCGAUCAUUCCAGGCUUUAAACCGGAUAUCCCAGAUUCAGACCCGAAAAUUAUAUCGUCAAUUGCCCAUUCAACCUCGCCUUACCGCCUUGCGUUCAAUGUCUACAAGCCUUCAACCCCGUUUCGCAAAUCCCUCCCGGGCACACCAGAUUUCCGCCUUGCUGUAAUAAACGCCCGAACACAUCCCACCCUACCGUCGCUUACAGAACUCGGCUCCCUCUUAGCAAGUACACCAUUAACACCCCCGCGCGGUGAAAAAUUGGAUCGUCUAAUGUACAUGCGGCUGCGACAUGGAUGGCGAAACGUUAUCCUUGGUAUUGUUGACCAGGGAGUCGUCAGCUAUUUGAGAGUUGCGGAUGCUGGCUUCUGCAAGGAGCCGCUGUACGAGCAGAAAUUAACAACCAUAGCCCCUGGCGGCAAAGGUGGUAGGAGGCCGCCAGGGAAGAAGGGAGGACGAUAGAUGAAUCGCCUUUGCUUUCGGCUUGAUCCAAUCAGCUUGAUAUAUGCCUACGAACUGAAGACUAUCAAGUGGUUUUUACGAUAUACAAUAACUGAUUUCCGGCCGUUCGAAAAGGAAGCCUUAACACAGAGAGGAUGGAACGCCGCACAUGGAUAGCAAGCCCGAUAUAUUAUAAGCUAUUUGAGCCCGGACAGAUCAAAGUCUGUCUGAAGCCCUUCCAACGCUGCUAUUAUUCUCCAUUCCCACCAGUGUUUUCGGUAAUUCCGGGCAAUAUAGCUGUGGAAAUGGUUAAGCUUCGCCCCCCUUUCACGCACAACAUCAGGAAUCCUCCGCUGUUAAGCUUGACUAAGCGGCCCAGCUGCUACCAUCCGCCUCUAUUUCUUUUUUUUUCUUUUUCCUUUUUUCCUUUUUUUUGGUCGAUUCGUCAGUGGGGAGAAAUACUCACUAGCUUGACCCUAGGAUACUGUUGAGCAGCAAUAUUAGGGGAGGAUAGGACGGGUUGGUAGCCGCGGAUCAUGACGAGACACCUGUCGCAGUUCCCGCUGGAUUGAUGGAGACAUGUAUUUCGCUAGCUAUUUUUCGAGAGGCAAGAGGGUGCGUGACGCGAAUUCGCAAGUCUCCCCCGAGGCCACUUUCUCGCUGGAACUGUUUGAUAUACCCAUCACGUUUAGACGUAUUCCUCAGCUAUAAGUGGGACUAUGUCAUUGUAACGUGACAUGAGGGUACGUAAUGCCAGGUGUGGGCUUCAGUCUUGCAUGCUUUGCUGGUGGCCUGUAGGGCAAUCAGCUGCAGAAUAAAGAUAGCGAAAGAGGGUAUAUUGAAGAAAAAAAGAUCUAUGUAUCA
Coccidioides immitis RS is the source of this 2386-nucleotide messenger RNA. Its product is annotated as tRNA splicing endonuclease subunit. Gene Ontology annotation, cellular component: tRNA-intron endonuclease complex. Lineage: Eukaryota; Fungi; Ascomycota; Eurotiomycetes; Onygenales; Onygenaceae. The transcript has 3 exons. Gene Ontology annotation, biological process: tRNA-type intron splice site recognition and cleavage. The record is from RefSeq and is a predicted model, not a curated record. Bases 107 to 1543 code for a protein of 478 amino acids.